UCGAGAAUUUGACGUAUUUCUAUUGUGUAUACGUCAAAUUCCAUGUUCGUUUGGAUACGUCAUGGCCUCUUGGUCACACUCUAACUAGAGUGCUCUAGUGCAGAUCAGAUGUUGACGAAAGCGAAAAAAUCGUGGCUAACCCAUCACAUGACGAGAAAACCAUAAUAAACACUUGAUAAUAUUAUUUAUUUUCAAAGAUAACUUUAAAUUGCUCUUUGAAAAUUAUUUCAUAGAAUGAGUGGAGCAGAAAUGUCAGUGCGGCCAAUCAAGGAUGCAACCAUCAAAAUCGUCCUAUCGGCAUCAUUUCAAAAUUUGAUCGUAACUCGUCUAUCUCGCUAUACACAAAUCCCUGGUUCCAUUAAAUGUGUUGUCCAAAACAAGCCAACCAAAAGUAUUAAAACCGAGGAAUUGUCAUAUAAUGAAUCAAUACAGUUUACAACCGAAGAAAUAGCUUACUUGAAAAAUGAAAAUUUGGAAAACACGUGCAAAGUUUUAGAUUUGAAUGUUAAAAGUGAAAGCGGUUUGAAGGUUGGUCGCAAAAGAACAAAUGUUCAAACGAUAUCGUUAGCAGACCUCAAAUGGUUAAACCAGGCCAUGAGUCGUCUUCGAAACGACGAUCCUACUGUUCCAUAUUUACACGAAUUGAUGCAUGAUUGCGAAAUAAUACUUCCUGAAAACGAAAUCAUGGAGCGAAAUCCGGAACUUGAAGCACGUUGUCAGAAACUUCGCAGACAACAGGAAGCUAAGCAAUACGAGGCGAUGACUCGAAACGUGGAUAGCUUAAGAACACACCAUCCGCAAGAUACUAUCUCUUUCCAAAUGAAACAAAUCAACCGCCAGUUGAUAGCAGUUGCUCAGUUUAUAUUUUCGGUAGCUGCUGGAUUUGCAUUUGGUUUUAUUGGAAUCGAAUUAAUUGUUGGACAACUGGAUUUUGGUUUCCGGCUACUGCUUGGCAUAAUGAUAGCACUUAUUAUUGCACUAGCCGAAAUUUAUUUCCUGGCGAAGAAAUUAAACGAGGAGUACGAUGUUUCCAUGCAUACACCACUACAUACUGCUGGUAACGUCGAAAGAAAAGUUAUGGAAUCAAUUCAAAUUACUACUAAGAACAGUGUUUCGACAGAGAAAUUACAUAAGGAUUAGGAUGUGAUACACUGACUUUUAUUAAAAAAAUACUUAAGAUAAUGAAA
This is a messenger RNA of Topomyia yanbarensis, 1187 nucleotides long. Its product is annotated as transmembrane protein 199. Gene Ontology annotation, biological process: vacuolar proton-transporting V-type ATPase complex assembly. The coding region runs from base 235 to 1140 and encodes 301 amino acids. Gene Ontology annotation, cellular component: endomembrane system. The record is from RefSeq and is a predicted model, not a curated record. NCBI's taxonomy places the organism in Eukaryota, Metazoa, Arthropoda, Insecta, Diptera, Culicidae. The transcript has 3 exons.